AUGUCCUUCAGCGAGACUCCCUUGGUGGGAGCUUCUUCUUACGAGAAGAAUGACGGUAGUCAUUCAUUCCGGGUUCAGGCCGGCCAGGAGUACUUAGGGGUGGCCACUUCAUUACGUCACGCGGUUGAGCUGCUUGAAGAACACGGCGCGGAAGUCUGCUGGCGCAGCGACCCCGCCGGAGAGGCAGAUCUCUUCAUCAUCAUGGGGUCGAUGUUCCCGGACUGGUUUCCGACGGAUUGGCGUAGCCAUUUCCACUUCAUGAAGCAGGUGCCGACUGACCACCCCCACAUGUCAGCACACCCGCUGAUGUACCGCAAAUUCCUCCUUCUGAAAGAGGCUGAAGCUCGUCAGUUUUGGGUGGACUGGUACUCCGAGCUGGCCGUGGCCGACAAGAUGGUGCUCUUCGGGGCCGCGCUUGCGUCUCCCAAGCAAGCGCAGGGGGCUUUCAAACUCGCGUUCGAAGGGCUGCGCCAAUUGGCGGUGCACAUGACGAGCGUCGACAGGACGUGGGCCAACACCCACCUCGACAGAUCCAUUGCGCAUCACUCUGGCCUGAUGGCGACGCUCCACGGCUGCCACAUCGUCCAGAAGAGCGAGACGGGCCGCCUCAACUUCGGUGGCGCCAUGCGCUACGACCUGUUGAAGUACAGCGAGGAAGCGGGGGGGCACUUCCGAGGCAUGGCGGCCGAGCAGGCGGCCAUUUCCAGCGUUGCUGACAGCAGCCCAUUGGGCACGACCGCCGACUGGCGGGCCGCCGUCUCCAAGAUGGGGAAGAGCUCCGGAUCAUAUCGGGGGCUCUGGCUUUGCCGAGCCACUCUGGUGGGCGCGCGGAUGGCGCGGGGCCUCUGCGCGACAGGACUCAAGGUGGAGAAGAACCUGACGCUCAAGGGCUUCUCGCAGGCCUUCCCCGGCUCCAAGGAGUGCGUGGUCAGGCUUGGACAAUAUUUCAAGUGCAAGAGGGUGAAAGAGCUCAUGAAAAAAGCUCAAGUGCAAGGGCCAGGCGGAGUACUUCACGAUGUACUUGUGUUUAUUCCUGGACAAGCGGGUCCGCAAGCACAACAGGACGGCCCUCGCGACAAGGAAGAAACACAUCCUCGCUGCGAGGGAAAAGCACAAAAACCGCCAGAAACACGAGGGGCGCCCGGCCGCAGUGAUCGACGCGGUCAUGCGCGACGCGGCCUGAUCACUACUGGCGCCAGGGCGAUUUUUUCCUGGCGUUGGUCGCCAUGA
Messenger RNA from Prorocentrum cordatum, 1230 nucleotides. NCBI's taxonomy places the organism in Eukaryota, Dinophyceae, Prorocentrales, Prorocentraceae. The record is from the annotation of a GenBank genome assembly.